Molecule: messenger RNA, 961 nt
Organism: Hylaeus volcanicus
Lineage: Eukaryota; Metazoa; Arthropoda; Insecta; Hymenoptera; Colletidae
Gene: EMRE
Product: essential MCU regulator, mitochondrial
Exons: 2
Coding region: 534-797 (87 amino acids)
Biological process (GO): calcium import into the mitochondrion; mitochondrial calcium ion homeostasis
Cellular component (GO): mitochondrial inner membrane; uniplex complex
Source: RefSeq, a predicted model, not a curated record
AAUGUUUAAAAAGAUUUCAAAAUCUUUAGAUUUAGAUUUAGAAAUUAGGAAUUUAUAACAUUAUAUAUUCGUAACACGACGUUUGCAUUUAGCUUGCUAUCUCAUUAGGAUCCGUCCAAUUUUUACUGGCAUGGACACGCCUAUCCCAAAAUUGUGUCAAAUCUGGUAACAUUGAUAUUGGUCUAUGCUCGCCAUGCUAAUUUUGGAUUCUGGGUACAGUGAUAACACCGGUUGUUUAUCAAUUUACUCUCCACACCUGGAUGGAGGAGGACUGGUUACAUCGCGUUCUUGGUGCUAACAGUAUUAUGAUUAUCUUUGCGUAUAAUUGAGAUAAUCAAACUACAAAUGCGAGUUUAAAGGAACUUCUCAAUACCAAUGGAUUAAAGUUAAACAAUCACUGUUUAACGUCCACCUGGCGCAAUGGUUUAUACUACUUCCGACUCCGUAGCUAUUUAAGGACAGUUUAUCCAGAGUGGGCAUCAACAAUUUCCUCCGCAGUCUUCGCUAUUGUCGGUGUGAACUGCCAACAAAGAAUGUCGUUGCAACGUACAUUUAGUUUAUUUCGAGCUUUGAGCAAAAACACUGGAGGAAGUAAAUUACAAGUUCGACAUACGACAAGGACACCUUCGGGUGCCAUUCUUCCAGAACCAAAAAGAAUACGCUUCGGUUAUGCGAGGGUUCUUUGCAUUCUUGCGGCUGGCGUAACUAUCGGAACUUACUUGAGCAUAAUGAUAGUCAAUUUCCUUGAGGAGAACGAUCUUUUUGUACCUUCUGACGACGACGAUGACGACGACUAGAUAUGUACCUUAAAUUUUAAUUCAUGUUAAACUAGUUAGAAUCUCUUUAGAAUCACUGUUUCGUUAUAUGCGUCUUCCUCUGACUUCCUGCAACUUUUGCAUCUAGCUCUCUACUGUUGAAUUGAAAACAUAUGACAAAUAAAUGACAAAGUUCUAAGCUAUAA